UGGUAAAAGUUAUCGGCCGUUUUGCCAUCCCUAAGAAGACGCAUUUUUUAUCAAUAUUAUUGUAAAAUUUUAAAAACUUGAAUAAAAACUUCAUAUAAGAGGCACUUUUACAAGGGAACUUGAUCAACAAUGUCCAUAGAAAUCGAAUCAGCUGAUGUGAUCCGGCUUAUCCAGCAGUAUUUAAAGGAGUCAAACUUGAUGAAAACCCUGCAAACGUUACAGGAGGAAACGGGUGUUUCCUUAAACACAGUAGACAGCGUAGAUGGCUUUGUGCAGGACAUCUCCAAUGGGCAUUGGGACACCGUGUUGAAAGUGACCCAAUCUCUCAAGUUACCGGAUAAGAAGCUGCUUAAUCUUUACGAACAGAUCGUACUGGAGCUGAUUGAACUGAGGGAAUUGGGUGCAGCCAGGUCCUUGCUUCGUCAAACGGAUCCCAUGAGCAUGUUAAAACAGCAGGAACCAGAGCGAUACAUUCAUUUGGAAAACAUGCUGCAGCGCGCCUAUUUUGAUCCCAGAGAAGCCUACGCGGAGGGCAGCAGCAAAGAGAAACGGAGAACGGCCAUUGCCCAGGAACUGAGUGGCGAGGUGCAUGUGGUGCCCUCCUCCAGGCUAUUGGCCCUUCUCGGACAGGCCUUGAAAUGGCAGCAGCACCAGGGACUGCUCCCGCCCGGCACCACCAUCGAUUUGUUCCGCGGCAAGGCGGCUAUGAAGGACCAGGAAAAGGAAAUGUAUCCCACCCAGUUGUUCAGGCAAAUCAAAUUUGGCCAGAAAUCUCACGUUGAGUGCGCCCAGUUCUCUCCUGAUGGUCAGUACCUGAUCACGGGGAGUGUGGAUGGCUUUGAGGUGUGGAACUUUACCACUGGCAAAGUUAGAAAGGAUCUUAAAUACCAGGCGCAGGAUCAGUUCAUGAUGAUGGAGCAGGCUGUGUUGGCAUUGAACUUCUCUCGCGACUCGGAAAUGGUUGCCUCCGGAGCCCAAGAUGGCCAGAUCAAAGUGUGGCGAAUCAUCACCGGUCAGUGUCUGCGGAAGUUCGAGAAAGCGCACACCAAGGGAAUAACCUGCCUGCAGUUUUCUCGUGAUAACAGUCAGGUGCUUAGUGCAUCCUUUGAUUAUACGGUGCGACUGCAUGGACUGAAGUCCGGAAAGAUGCUAAAAGAAUUCAAGGGCCAUUCAUCCUUUGUGAACGAAGCCACCUUUACGCCGGACGGUCACAGCGUGCUAAGCGCCUCUUCUGACGGCACAGUAAAGGUGUGGUCCCUCAAAACUACCGAGUGCGUGGCCACCUACAAGCCGCUUGGCAAUGAGUUGGCCGUUAACACCGUCCUCAUCCUGCCAAAGAAUCCCGAGCACUUCAUAGUCUGCAAUAGAUCCAACACGGUGGUCAUUAUGAACAUGCAGGGCCAGAUUGUGCGAUCGUUCUCGUCCGGUAAGCGCGAGGGAGGAGCCUUCAUUUCAGCCACUCUUUCGCCUCGAGGCGAGUUCAUCUACUGCGCCGGCGAGGAUCAGGUGCUGUACUGUUUCUCCGUAUCGUCUGGCAAAUUGGAACGUACUCUGAAUGUUCAUGAGAAGGACGUCAUUGGUCUGACCCAUCAUCCGCAUCAGAAUCUGCUUGCUAGCUAUAGUGAGGAUGGCCUGCUGAAGCUGUGGAAGCCCUAGAUCAUAUAAGCAAUUGACUUACACACCUAGUUUUAGUUGGCAGUCUCAGUUGAGCUACCAAAAUAUACCUACUGACCCCAAAGUA
Messenger RNA from Drosophila ficusphila, 1741 nucleotides. RefSeq names its product WD40 repeat-containing protein SMU1 (gene Smu1). Gene Ontology annotation, cellular component: precatalytic spliceosome. Gene Ontology annotation, molecular function: protein binding. The record is from RefSeq and is a predicted model, not a curated record. Lineage: Eukaryota; Metazoa; Arthropoda; Insecta; Diptera; Drosophilidae. Gene Ontology annotation, biological process: mRNA splicing, via spliceosome.